AUGCAAACUAAGCGAGAAUUAGAUAAGGCGAUCUGUAAGAAAGCAUUUGAUAAAAUCACGUUGGAAAUGCCAUUGAGUGAUACCAUAAACGUUUCGUCUUCAAUAAAGAAAUAUGUAAAUGAUAUGGUAUCCAACAGCUUCUCAGCUACUGAACACAGCGUCAUGAUGGUUUCAGAGGAAGUAAGUGCAAUAAUCCAAGGCGAAACCCCGGUUAAGAGACCUGACCCGGGCAGUUUUGUUCUAGAUUGCAAUAUACGACACAAGAGCUUUCCUCGAUCCCUCUGUGAUUUAGGUUCCAGCAUGAACCUUGUCCAGCAUUCUGCCGCGAUAUCCCUGGGGAGAUCAUUCCUAGCUACAGCUGGUGCGAUCAUCGAUGUCAAGGAAGGUAGGAUAUGUCUAAACAUUGGAAACAUUCCGAUGACAUUCGACAUGGAAAAGCUGAUUAGACGACCUUUGAUCGAUAAACAAACUUCAUACGUUGAUGAUAUCUCUGAGUUGGCUGGAGAAUCUUUCAUAGAUUUGUGCUCAGAUGGUCCCCUAGAGAAAGUACUUACGUCCAGUGAAGAAGCGACAUUUAGUGUUGACAGCAGAGCUGAGGAAUACACACGAUUGAUGGACGCAAGUGUGGAAGUAGAAAAUUUUGAUGACAUAGAGGAUAACGCUUCGGUAAUCAACGUUGAUCGAUAUUUGAAAAAAUCAGUCGAUCAACAACCAUCUUCUUUAGAAGAUUGGGAUCCCGAAAAAGCACCAAAGAUUGAGUUAAAGCAACUACCUGCUGGACUCAAAUAUGCUUAUCUCUAUAAAGAUUCAUACCCCGUAAUCGUGAACGCCAACCUUACCAACGGAGAACUGAUCUGUGCAUGCACCGGAUUCACCUAG
Brassica oleracea var. oleracea is the source of this 879-nucleotide messenger RNA. RefSeq lists its product as uncharacterized. The record is from RefSeq and is a predicted model, not a curated record. The transcript has 3 exons. NCBI's taxonomy places the organism in Eukaryota, Viridiplantae, Streptophyta, Magnoliopsida, Brassicales, Brassicaceae. Bases 1 to 879 code for a protein of 292 amino acids.